Messenger RNA from Gastrolobium bilobum, 2244 nucleotides. Its product is annotated as mitochondrial Rho GTPase 2-like. Gene Ontology annotation, biological process: mitochondrion organization; small GTPase-mediated signal transduction. Gene Ontology annotation, molecular function: GTPase activity; GTP binding; calcium ion binding. NCBI's taxonomy places the organism in Eukaryota, Viridiplantae, Streptophyta, Magnoliopsida, Fabales, Fabaceae. The coding region runs from base 101 to 2032 and encodes 643 amino acids. The record is from RefSeq and is a predicted model, not a curated record. Gene Ontology annotation, cellular component: mitochondrial outer membrane. The transcript is spliced from 14 exons.
GAAUUUCAAGAUGAGAGGAUGCUUCUGAACACCAUUUGCAUCUUUGAUUAUUGACGUUCCAUCAUUUCCUCAGCUUCUUUUGUGAUCUCGCAUCGCAUCAAUGGCAAAACACUCAAGCUUGGCUGGUCGUAGUCCAGUUCGAGUCGUCGUCGUCGGUGACCGAGGCACCGGAAAAUCAAGCCUUAUAAAUGCUAUGGCAUCGGAGUCAUUCCCCGAUGCCGUUCCGCCGGUGCUUCCGCCCACUUUCUUGCCGGCGGACUUGUACCCCGACAACGUUCCUCUUAGCGUCAUUGACACAUCAUCCAGCUUGGAAAAACAAAGCAAGCGCAAUGAAGAAUUGAAAGGAGCGGAUGUCGUGGUUUUAACUUAUGCUUGCAAUGAGCCAACGAGCUUUUCGCGAUUGAGUUCUUACUGGUUCCCGGAACUGCAGAAGUUGGAGGUGAAAGCACCUAUAAUUGUGGUUGGUUGCAAGCUAGAUUUACGAGAUGAAAGUCAGGAAGUGAGCAUAGAGCGUAUCAUGACACAGCUCCUACAACAGUUCAAGGAAAUUGUCUCCUGCAUUGAAUGCUCUGCUGCUACACUAUACCAGGUUCCUGAAGUUUUUUAUUUUGCUCAAAAAGCGGUACUGCAUCCAGUAGAUCCCUUAUUUGAUCAUGAAAGUCAAGCUUUGACAGAUCGAUGUGUUAGGGCAUUGAGAAGAAUAUUUGUUCUUUUUGAUCGUGACAUGGAUGAUGCCCUCAAUGAUGCUGAACUAAAUGAGUUUCAGGUUAGAUGUUUCAAUGCACCAUUGCAGUCAUCUGAAAUAGCAGGGGUCAAAACUGUUGUACAGCAGAAAGUACCUGAAGGAGUCAACUCACUUGGUCUUACUUUUCCAGGGUUUAUUUAUAUCCAUAAUAUGUUCCUAAGGAAAGGGCGUCCAGAGACAUUAUGGGCUGUUCUAAGAAACUUUGGAUAUGAUAAUGAUUUAAAACUCCAGGAUGAUUUUCUUCCAGUUCCAUCAAAGAAUUCUUCUGAUCAGAGUGUGGAGCUGACUGGUGAAGCUGUAGAGUUUCUAAAUGGUAUCUUCCGACUGUUAGACAUGGAUAAAGAUCGAGCCCUACGACCUGCUGAAAUUGAUAAGCUAUUUUGUACUGCUCCAGAAAGUCCAUGGAAUGAUGUUCCAUAUAUGGAUGCUGCUGAGAGAACUGACAUGGGUUACAUAUCUCUUAAUGGAUUUCUGUGCCAGUGGGCCCUUAUGACAUUACUUGAUCCAUCAUAUAGCCUGGCUAAUCUGAUUUACAUUGGAUAUAGUGGUAAUCCUGCUGCAGCACUCCGUGUUACUCGCAGAAGAUCAGUAGAUCGUAAGAAGCAAGCAACAGAAAGGAAUGUAUUCCAAUGCUACGUUUUUGGUUCUAAAAAUUCCGGGAAAUCUGCUCUGCUAGAUUCGUUAUUGGGAAGGCCUUUCUCAAAUAGUUAUACUCCGACAACGGUUGAGAAGUUUGCUGCAAAUGCCAUUGAAUUAAUGGGGGGAACUAGGAAAACUCUUGUAUUGCGGGAGAUACCAGAGGGUGAAGUAUCGAAAGUUUUGUCAAAUCAGGAUUAUUUGGCAGAUUGUGAUGUAGCUGUUUUUGUGUACGACAGCUCAGAUGCACAUUCAUGGAAGAAAUCCAGAGAUUUGCUUGAGAAGGUUGCGCGACAAGGAGAUCUAACUGGUCAUAGAGUUCCUUGUCUCCUUAUUGCUGCUAAGGAUGAUUUAACUCCAUAUCCAAGGGCGGUACAAGAUUCAGUUAAGGUUACUCAAGAAUUGGGAAUAGAGGCACCUAUUCACGUAAGUAUGAAAUUAGGUGAUUCCAGUAACGUGUACAACAAGAUUGUUAGUGCUGCAGAACACCCUCAUUUAAGCAUUCCAGAAACUGAGAUUGGGAGGAAAAGGAAGCAAUACCAUCGGCUUCUUCAGCACUCUCUUAUUUUUGCCUCAGUUGGGACUGCUAUGGCAGUUGUUGCUUUGGCUGCAUGUCGUGCAUAUGCAGCGAAGAAGAAUUCUACUGCUUAGUCAUCGUGCAACUUUAUGCUAACAGUGCUGACUUAAAAAUUUAACUGUUGAAUUCUUGCUCAGUAUUGUGCACCCCAACCUUACUGGGCAACCUAAAGUUAGAAUAUAUUUUAUGUAUAGUAAUCACUAAUUUUUUUUUGGUUGCGAUGAUGGCUUGUUAUAUAGCUUCCCAAAUAUGAUUGUGCUCCAUUUUUUUAUUUGUUUAAUUUUCA